AUGCUGUUAGGUGUCAAGGACAUUGCACUGUUGGAGCGUGGGGGCAAGGCCCUCAAGGUGGACAGUUACAAGUCCCUGAUGAUCCUGGAUAUCCCAGAAGACUGCAGCCAUGAGGAAUCCGUAGAGAUCAUACGGGCCCCCCUAAAACCUCUGCGUAAGUUCAAAGUGGCUGGGAAGGUCUUCGUGGAAGAAGAGAGAUCCAAGGCCGCCAUCAUUAGGCUGACAGAGGACAUCAAUUAUGCCAUGAUUGCCAGGGAAAUCAAGGGCAAGGGCCGCCCGUGGAGAGCUGUCCACAUGUCCCGGAAGCAGGAUAUUGAAUUCCUGACCAAGCUGAACCUCUUCCUGCAGAGCGAGGGCAGAACAGUGGAGGAUGUGGCCCGGGUCCUGAAGCAGGAACUGUAUCCGACAGUGACAGGCCUCAGAGAGCUUCCUGCCAGAAAGUGCUAUGUGGCCGAGCCAGGGGAGAAGCCAGGGGCUGGGGCCACCGCUGGGGUGGACGGGGUGCCGCCUCUGGACUCCGCAGAGAAGAACAAGGCUGGAGAUGGCAAGAAAGGCAAGUGGAAACGCAAGAAGAACUGUCGACGGCACCACGCAUCUGACAAGAAGCUGUGA
Molecule: messenger RNA, 612 nt
Organism: Hippopotamus amphibius kiboko
Lineage: Eukaryota; Metazoa; Chordata; Mammalia; Artiodactyla; Hippopotamidae
Gene: PNMA8C
Product: PNMA family member 8C
Source: RefSeq, a predicted model, not a curated record